AUGUCAGGCAACGCGUCGUUGUCUGUCUGGAAUGAAGACGGUCCCCCUUUAGAUGAUCAAGGAUCUCCGGAACAAAAAAGCAAGAAUCCCCCGCCGCUUCCCACAUCAACACCUGUAGUGAAAUCGGCUGUUGAAGAGUCUCGCGAUGUUCCAACUGGUGAUUUGAUUCAAUUCGAGAGUGAAGAAGAACGAGUGAACACAGUGGACCCGACUGCUCCUACAACAGAAACGCCAGUUCCUAUGGAAGAGCAAUCGAUGGAAUCGAUUCUGCGUGGAUUUCUGAAAGAAGAAGAGUCGCUGACUGGACCAGAUUAUCAGAAACGAUUUUAUCAAAUUCGUAUCGAACAAGAAAGGUUGAAAAGUGAAUACUCAGCAGAUUGUGCGAACGCCCCUCGACAUUUGCCUAGGAACAGAUACCGAGACAUUCUACCAUAUGACCACAACAGAGUCGAAUUGGCAAAGGACAGCGAGAAUCCAGAAGGUUACAUGAACGCUUCUCUGAUUCAGCUACCUGGCGGAAAGACCAAUUUCAUUGCCGCGCAGGCUCCUUUGGAACUCACUCUUGGCGAGUGGUGGCAAAUGAUUGAUGAGCACAAUGUUCAUUUGGUUGUCAUGCUUUGUAAAUUGAUUGAGCUCAACAAGGUGAAGUGUGAACGAUACUGGCCAGAUACUAUCGGAGAAGUCGAAAUGUUCGGUUUGCUUGAAGUAACACUGGAAGAGGAGAAGCAUUUCCCGGAUGACGAGUAUCUUCUACGAGUUUUCAAAAUGGAGAAUCCGUCAACCGGCGAAACUCGGACAGUUCGUCAGUUGCAUUAUAGAGAAUGGCCAGAUCAUGGAUGUCCAUCUGGCGAGAAACAACUAUUGAAGAUGAUCGAUCACAUGGAGGAGCUGCACGAUCAGUAUUCCCCGGAGUCGCCGAUUCUCGUUCAUUGCAGCGCUGGUGUCGGAAGAACAGGAACAAUAAUUGCGAUCAAUUAUAUCAGAGAGCAAAUGAAAGCACAAAGUCUGACGGAAAUCGACAUUUUCGGAUUGGUGAUUGCUCUACGGAGACAGCGAGCAAGUAUGGUUCAAACCCAAGAUCAGUAUCAGUUUGUUCAUCGCUGCAUCGCUUCUUACUGUCGCAAGCACCUUGGAAUUGAGGAGCCGAAGCCUGAUAAUCUAGCUACACAGCUUCCUGUCGGUAGUAGUGGAACAGUCAAGCUAAUUGCUCCACCAACGCCAACAACAUCUGGUGAUCAACCUGCCAGUUCAACCGGAUAUCAGCCGGAUCCGAUGUUGGCAGGAAGUAUAGUCGAAGACGAGAUGGACGCCACCAAUGUGCCGGAUUUUCCGAACGAGCCGCCUGCCCCACAGGGGCCGGAGGAUCUGGGCAACAGUGCGGCAAUGCUUUAA
Molecule: messenger RNA, 1392 nt
Organism: Caenorhabditis briggsae
Lineage: Eukaryota; Metazoa; Nematoda; Chromadorea; Rhabditida; Rhabditidae
Exons: 4
Coding region: 1-1392 (463 amino acids)
Biological process (GO): protein dephosphorylation
Molecular function (GO): protein tyrosine phosphatase activity
Source: RefSeq, a predicted model, not a curated record